AUCCAUGGCACUGUCAGCCUGCCACGCAGUAGAUCCAAGAGAAAAUUCGAGUUCCUAGUUAAUAUGCAGUUGUUGCUCACAAAUCGAAAGAUACAAAAAGAGUUAGAUCUACCAUCAAACGCGCUAAGUUGUAAUAACAAUCACAAAUUGAUCCGAAUCUUUUUGACGCGGCUUGUCUAUCCAGAUUCCGAGUAUAAGGUGAACAAGAGAAACAUCGACGUUGGACAGAUUCAAGUGGGUCAGAACUUGCUGCCCUCGUCAUUGUGUCCAUCCAGAGCCGCCAUGCUCAACUGGAGUUCUGCCUCUUUGGAAACAUUGCAGUCGGACUGGUUUAUUGCAGCCGCUCUCCAAAUUAACCCUCGUCUUCGUACCACUAGGUUGUCGUUAGCUGCUAUUACACGGGUUGAUCUUUCAUGUAAUCGUCUCACAGUUUUCCCAUCGAUUCUAUUUCAAAUGCCUUCACUCAGAUCUCUCAAUCUUGCCGAAAAUCUCAUUACCACUAUUGAUAUGCCCGGUUUCUAUGUAACCUCUACGUCGUUAGAGAUCCUGAACCUCAAACAAAAUCGGCUAGAAUCGAUUUCCCCUCAGUUCCUCUCCUCUUUGCCCCAGUUAACAGUGCUCGAUGUUUCUCGAAAUUGUCUAACUCAACUACCGGAGUUUAUUUGGUUGUGCCCUUCAUUAAAAGAGAUCAACGCUGCAUCAAACCAUCUCGCAUCUCUUCCCAUGGUUGGCAGUGCUGCUAGAUUAGGUCGUGUGACUCGAGGAGGUCUCAAUCAACAACCCGCAACACCUAUCAGUCCCACCAAAGCUGAAUCAAGUAAUAUCAGCGAGGCCCUUGAUGAACCAUCAAAUGUUUUCACGAAACCACUUAUUCGUCAAAACGUAUGGCAAUCCGCGAUCAAUCUAUCCAAGGUGGAUGAUGAGAACUUCUUUCCUGAUUUUCCUGUAACAUCGUCUAGUACACUCACAACUUUGAAUCUCUCUGCGAACAGGUUCCAAGUGUUCCCAUUCUGCCUUGCAUGUACUUGUCCACGUUUGCUGUCGUUGAACAUGAGCUACAACCAGUUGAUAUCAUUACCUCCAAUACAAUGUAUUCCUGCACAUGUUCGGAAUUUAGAUUUUUCCGGCAAUUUAAUUAAGGAGCCUUUUCAAUUGCCUUCUAUUGUGCAUACAGUUUGCCAUGCUGUAACUCCUUCAUCAGAUUCUACAACAAUUGCAGUUCGUCGCCCAAGAAGUCCUGCUAGACAGAAUCGGAGUAGGUCUAAAUCAGCCGUGCGCUCUCAGCGUUCGCUUUCUGUUUCCCGACAUCAACCCGACAUCCAUAUUGAAGAGGCUUGCCUGCAUAAGCAACACGAUACUCUAGAGUGGCUGAAGACUCUAAAUAUAAGCACAAAUCAACUGGAAUCAAUUCCUAUAUGUAAGAAUGCAGUCAGUUGCACCGUGCUCUUUCCAAGUCUCAGCGUCCUAGAUGCGAGCUCCAAUGCUAUAAAAGUUAUCGGUGCUGACAUAUCACGAUUGAGCAGUUUGUCCGUUUUGAACUUGACAGGAAACAAAGGGAUUCAAACGCUGCCCCCUGAGCUUGGAAUGCUAUCACGGUUAUGGUCUCUUUCGUUGAAAGGCUGUCAGUUGAAGGAGCCCUUGGAUUCGAUGGUUAAUACUGAAAACUGCAAAACUGUUGAAAUCGUAGCUCAUUUGAAAACUAUUCUCGAGGAGUCCAAAACCUACCAUCAUCUUCGACUUCUAAUUCUGGGAAGCGACGGGGUGGGAAAGAGUCAGCUGUGGGAUGGCCUCCGAUCAGAAGCUGUGCAGAAGAAAUCACCCUCGCAGAGUGUACGCAUAGCUGAGUGGAAAUUCGAAGCGAAGAAACAAAAGAACGAGGCUGCUCAUGGUCCGAUCGCGUUCUCCGCAUGGGACUUUACAGGCCAGAGGGAGUAUCAUGCCACGCAUCACUACUUCCUCACUCGACGAACUCUUUAUGUUGUUGUUUGGAGAGUCACUGAUGGAGAUUUGGCCCUUCAUGAUGUCCAGAAGUGGCUUAUAAAUAUUCAAGCUCGAGCUCCGAAUUCCUGUGUCGUCCUAGUUGGAACCCACGUCGAUCAAAUCUCCUCAAAUCCAACAAAAUUUCCUGCUGGUUUUCUUGAGGAGAUUGAGAAUAAGGUUAUCCGGUCCCGAUUCAUGAUCGUCGAUGCAGACAAACACGGCCUACCUCGUGUUUUAGAAUUGGUUUUGGUUAACGGAAAAGCAAGAAACGAUAUCAAGAAUCUGUUGAAUGUAAUCUACACCUCUGGCUGGGAAGUAAGAAUCGGCAAAGAACGUGCCCUAGACCAGCAAAUCCCAUCCGCUUACAUUGCUAUGUUGAAAGUGGUUCGUGAACUGCAUGCUGAUUUACGGAAAGAGGCAACAUCCGCUAUAAUGACAGCUGAGCAGUUUCGCGAACGGACGAAGCAACGGAUGAUUUCGAAGUUUGGACGAACUUUCAGGGAUGACAUUGAGUUCCGUGGUGUAUGUGCAUUUCUUCACGAUAGCGGUGAGAUAGUCCACUUCGAGGAUGCUGCACUGCGACAGCUCAUCUUUGUGGAUCCUCUUUGGCUCGCCGACUAUCUGGCUGCUAUUGUCGCACUGAGGUCUCCUCAUCGCGCAGCGGGUCUUCUAUGUCAGGAUGCAUUAGUGCCCUUGAUAAAACAAUUUCGUUGUGUUGGAUUCGGUGCGCCAUUACGAGGAUCGCUGCUAGAUCUGCUUCAGAAGUGCGAGCUUGCACUCCCAUGCCUAGCUCGCCUACUUGUUGUACCAGCUCUUUUACCGGACGAGUAUCGCCUCAGAGCAGAUUAUCAUACAGCCUGCGUAAAAGUCUCUGCCAAAAUUUCUUCAUGGAGUAUCAGAUCACCUGCAGAAGUUGUUUCCCACCCUCCACUUGCCAGAACCGUCGUCAGCGGAUGGCAAAGUGAGGCAGUGUUCGCGUUUUCUUUUCAUCAAGAAAAGCAGCUGCGCCGUUUGUAUGCUAUGUCGUAUAUUCCAGCGGGCUUCUGGAGUCGCCUAAUCACGAGGAUCAUUGGAGACGAAAAUGUGAUGCGAGCUGUCGAGUGUAUGUUUGCAACAAAAGUCCGCAGUGAUGUUGCUCGGCUUCAGCCGAUCUGUGACAGUCAGCUGAAAGCGGAAUGGAUCAUAUGGCAGACAGGGAUAGAGCUCAUGAUCAAGGGUCAUUCGGUCUUCGUUCUCAAGCAAUUCUAUGCGCAGGCAGAAGUUCGUGACCUGGACUAUACGCUUUUAAAUUUCCGAACACGUGACGAACAGAAAAGGUGGCGGACCUUCCCUCUUGAUCAAUAUGCUCUUGUGGAAAUGUUUAAUAUAUGUGUUCGGUCCAGUCUUCAUUCACGAAAGUGCACUCUUACCGAAAAUUUAAUGGGAUCGACCAGACUUCUGGCCUUGGUAGUGGAUCUUCUCGACACCUUACUUGAAGACUGGUAUCCAGCGAUUGGCACACGAUUCGUGCACUCAUCGGAGGGUGAUUUGCUGGUUAACCGUUUCGUACCAUGCUCCAAAUGUGCAAGUGAAAUUACCACGGAAGUUCAACACGCCCGUGACGAUGCUGAUCUCACCUCAAAGAAGAGUUCGAAGACCACUGGUGACAUCUCAGCUCUGUACGUCAUACAUUGUUUCUCGAUUGAGGAAUGCAUGCUAGCAGGUCGCGAAUAUGGUUGGCUUGAGUGUCCCUCGCACAGUGGUGUGCACAUGAGAGAUGUAGCCCCAGACACGGUUUUCGUCGAUAUUGAAUCAUCUUUGGUAAUCGGAACUGACCAAAUUAGACGAGGAAGGCUAUUGGGACGAGGCGCUUUUGGAUUUGUUUUCAGAGCAACGGUGAAUAGUGAAUUGUGUGAAGUUGCUCAGAAGAUGUUGGAGCCAGUAGAUCCUGGCCCAGGCGCUAGGCCGACAGCUCUCGCUGCAUAUAAAGCUGGUGCUGACAAGUGGCGUCGCGACUCGCUCGAAUUCGCUUCGAGAGCUUAUUGCACUUCACGGCAAGAAUUAAACCUCCUCAGUCGACUACACCACACCAACAUCAUUGGCCUGAUGGGGGUUUGUGUGUCGCCGUUAUCGUUAGUAGUGGAACUUGCCCCCCUCGGCGCACUGAAUCAGUUACUAGCGAGCCAUCGCAAAAGUGGAGCUCGCCUCGGGUUGUCUGUUCUGAGAGACUCUGCUGUUCAGGUAGCAAAAGCUUUGGAAUACCUUCACGCUGCUCACAUAAUAUACCGUGAUCUUAAAAGCGAGAAUGUUCUGGCAUGGAGAUUUCCUUCACCGUUCGCGGCUAUGACUGACGUUCUGCUGAAGCUUGGUGACUAUGGGAUAUCUCGGACUGUGAUGCCAUCCGGCGGAGCUAAAGGGUUUGGUGGCACCGAAGGCUUUAUGGCGCCUGAGAUUGUUAGGUUCAAUGGAGAGGAGGAGUAUACACAGAAGGUUGACUGCUUUUCAUUUGGAAUGUUUUUAUAUGAACUGAUCACCCUGAAGCAUCCGUUCGAAGGGCAGGAACAUGUCAAGGAACGUCUGUUGGAAGGAGCUCGUCCCGUGUUCCUACCACAUGAGUUGCUAGUACCGUCACCAAUGUUAGAUUUGGUUGUUCACUGUUGGGCGACUUUACCAGACGAUCGGCCUUCAUCAUCUCAACUUGUGGGAUACUGCUCUGCUCCGGAGUUCACCCACAUACUUGAUGUUUGUGAACUCGAAGAAGCUCUGCCACCUUCUUCCGUUUUACCGUAUUACACUGGGGACGACAUGGAUGACCCAGAUGAUUUUGAGGCUCAGCUUUGGUUGGGUGGCAAAAAUAUAACCGUUAUGAGCUGCACACAAUAUGGAUGGCUGGAUCAAAAAGUAAUUGAGACUGCUUUCCGUGCAAGGUUCACGAAUCGAGUCCGUGACACAGUUUGGUCCUGCGAUGAAAGUGGGGAAGUGACGGUAUUUGCCACAUCGCUGCACGAGUUGACAAGAUUGCAGUUGCCUUCACUCACAAUUCGCGCCCCAGAAUUGAUUGGAUCCGACGUUCUUCUGCUGGUGACUGGACGGCAAUUGGUACUUCUCCGAUUGAGCGACUCGAAUUCGGUGACGUUGCUUGCAGCCCUUGACAGCCCGUUCACGAUUAAAAACGCAGCCGUCGUCGUACAGGCCAGCAACAGGCAAAUUUGGACUGGCCAUUCUGAGGGACGGAUAUCAAUACAUCAUCUCAGCCAAGAAGACAAGUUUUCGUUCUCUUCCUCGUUAUAUUUGCCGGAAGAAAAAGUUAUUGUCCGAGACAUUGUAUCUAGCAGGGAUGGAAACAAUGUAUGGGUAACAACAGAAGGAGGUUCUCGAGUGUUCUGUUGGGACGUAGAGCGACGUCAAAUCUGUUCCUCUCUCGAUAUCCGCAAAGUGAUGCCCGGUAGCGAGACUAUUCAUACUCUGGAUGUGGAAUUAGCAGAAGACAAUUUUGUUACAACUAUAGCGCUUCACGAGUGUUCAGAUGGUGCGCAAUUGUAUGUUGGAACAAGCAAAGGUCUCCUUGUUGUUGCGAAUGCUUUGCUGUUACAGCCACUAUCAGCAUGCCGACCAUAUGGUGGUGAAUUGACAUCAAUUUGUGUUGUCGAGGGAGCUCGUGAUGAAGAGCUGUCUUUUAAAGUUCGGAGUACUCUUAGUACAACGUCUUCUGAAAGCGGCUUGGGUUGGGUUCGAGAACGAGUGAGUGAGACGCUAGAGAGAAUCCGUGGAAGUCCUGCACCAUUAGCCGGUCAGGGAACCGCGGCUGUCGUCACAAUCGGCAGAGCUUUUCGGAGUCUCUCCCACAGAUUUGUCGCAUCGUCAUCGUUGAACGAUACAUACUCCGUCGCGAUUUGGAGGACGGAGGAGUGGGUCUGA
This is a messenger RNA of Haemonchus placei, 5877 nucleotides long. The record is from the annotation of a GenBank genome assembly. Lineage: Eukaryota; Metazoa; Nematoda; Chromadorea; Rhabditida; Trichostrongylidae.